CUAGCAAUCAGUCUUUGAAACAUUUGCUAUUACCAUAUCCCUUGAAGUUAAGCAAUAACUAUGAAGCUCUUCUCUUCUAUCCUCCAGGGCAUCACUAUCUUCGCCGCCUUCGCAUCGGCGAUCCCACUGUCUGCCCACUCAGCAGACGACGGCUCGAUCAGAAUUCCCGUGAAGGGCGUUCCAGAGCCUGAGAAACGGGAUGACGGUGCGAUCCGCAUUCCGGUAAAAGGUGUCCCUGAGCCCGAGAAGCGGGAUGAUGGAGCUAUCAGAAUCCCAGUGAAAGGUGUUCCCCAACCACCUGCUGAGGAAUAGGAAGUUCUGACUACAAAAAGACGCGGUUUGGGUUUGUUGAGAAUGGGGCUUUCGGUCUAAAUUUUAAUUUGAAAUACGGGAUUGAGAAGGAUUAGCUGCACGACGCUACCUUUAAAAACAUGCUGAUGUGUUAGCAAGGGUACAGAUAAAAACACAACGUUAAAUAUUCUUCUUCGAUUCCGUUCAGUGGGGUAACAGAGUGAACCAUAGCUAUCAGUAAGGAAAUAAUAUGGCGAGAACAACUGUAGUCUAGUCUCAAAGCAAGCAAGAAAAAUUGACUGUAUGGAUAGCCAGGAAGUACUUGGUGAUAUCCACUUAUGAGAGUGAGA
Aspergillus caelatus is the source of this 641-nucleotide messenger RNA. RefSeq lists its product as uncharacterized. Lineage: Eukaryota; Fungi; Ascomycota; Eurotiomycetes; Eurotiales; Aspergillaceae. Bases 61 to 312 code for a protein of 83 amino acids. The transcript is spliced from 2 exons. The record is from RefSeq and is a predicted model, not a curated record.